AUGAAGGAGUUCAGACUUGCUCUCUUAUUAUCCAAAGUCAAAACUGAAUUAGAGAAACUCCAUCAAAAUGAUCCAGCUUGCAAUGUUAGCGUAUCCAAGGACGAGAAUGGGAAAGUAAUUGAAGACGAUGAUGCAAUUGAGGAAAAUGUUGACACUGAGGAAGUUACUGUAGAAGACGAAGAUAGCAAUGAGGAUGACCCUGCUACGAAUGAUCAUCCUAAUGAAGAAGACAAUGAAGAUGUAGAUAGUGAUGAAGAAAACAACGAUGACGAAGAUGGCGAGAAUGAUAAUAAGGAAGACGAUGAUGGUGAUAACGAGAAUGAUGAUAAGGAGGAUGAUGAUGGCAACAUCGAAAUCAUACCCGAAAGAUCCCCCACACCCCACUCAUCUUCUCACAAAGAGAAUCCCCUUCGUGAUCCUUCCCCUUCAGCACCUCCACCUACAAACAAUCGGAUUGUUGCAAACCCAGCGAGUGAUGGCAAAAUGGAAGCAUCACCACCAACAACAAAUCAAUUGAAUCCGAAAUCACCUCGUGAUGGAAAACUGGAAGCAUCACCAAGUACGAAUCAAGUCAUUCUUGAACAUAGAAAUGUCUUUCGUGAACCCAAGAGCAUCCACCCCGACUCGGGCUUUCAUGUCGAAUCUAUUGAACCCGAAGACAUCAUGCACCAUCUGUUGACCACAAUUCAAAGAGUCGAGCUUCUGCAUUAA
Ipomoea nil (Japanese morning glory) is the source of this 711-nucleotide messenger RNA. Its product is annotated as glutamic acid-rich protein-like. The coding region runs from base 1 to 711 and encodes 236 amino acids. The record is from RefSeq and is a predicted model, not a curated record. NCBI's taxonomy places the organism in Eukaryota, Viridiplantae, Streptophyta, Magnoliopsida, Solanales, Convolvulaceae. The transcript has 2 exons.